AUGUUUGGUAUCACCUUUGGCGCAGUAGUGAAACAAAUAUUCUCCGUGCCACGUUUAGUGAAAAUGAGUGAACUACAGCGCAUUCUGUCCAACAACAAGGCAGCAGAGGAGCUGCUCGAGUCGCUGAAGCAGGAGCUGAAAACAAUAAAAAAUGAACAAGUGCAACGCAAGAUCGCUGUUCUGCAGGCGGAAAAUGAAAUUCUUCGCCGACAGGUGGAUGCUUGCUUGAAUAGAUUGGUAACGUUGGAGGUGGCGCACGGUAAGGUACAGAUUCCGGUACCGACACCGGAAGAGGUACGAGCUGGCAGUGGCCCAGUGCCUGUUAAAAUGGAACCUGUUGCUCAACAACCGGUGGCGAAGGAAACUCCGAAGGAAGUACCGGCACAGGCACAGCAGCAGAACGAAAGUAAACCACCUAAGGAAAAGAAACCCAAGAAGGAAAAACCAGCCGGCGAAGCUAAACAGGGUGGUGCACCUGCCGCGGAGGAACCGCCAAUCGAUGUAGGACGGCUUGAUAUGCGUGUCGGACGAAUCGUGGAGGUUGCACGCCAUCCCGAUGCGGACAGUCUGUACGUGGAGAAGAUCGAUUGUGGGGAACCGAAUGGUCCGCGUACCGUCAUUUCCGGACUAGUGAAGUACGUUCCGAUAGAGCAGAUGCAGAACCGCAUGGUAGUUGCGUUGUGCAAUCUGAAACCGGCAAAAAUGCGUGGCAUUCUGUCGGAAGCGAUGGUGAUGUGUGCUUCGUCACCGGAUGGAGUAGAAAUUUUAGCUCCACCGGAGGGUUCUGUACCAGGAGAUUUGGUACAUGUGGAGGGAUACCCGCGCGUACCGGAUGUGGUGAUGAAUCCGAAGAAGAAAAUCUUUGAAACCGUUGCACCGGAUUUGAAAACGAACUAUGAACUUGUGGCAUGCUACAAGGAAGGUUCGUUCGUUGUCCCUGGCAAAGGAACGGUUAAAGCACAAACGCUGAAAAACGUACAAGUAAAGUAG
Anopheles marshallii is the source of this 990-nucleotide messenger RNA. RefSeq names its product aminoacyl tRNA synthase complex-interacting multifunctional protein 1 (gene AIMP1). The transcript is spliced from 2 exons. NCBI's taxonomy places the organism in Eukaryota, Metazoa, Arthropoda, Insecta, Diptera, Culicidae. The coding region runs from base 1 to 990 and encodes 329 amino acids. Gene Ontology annotation, molecular function: tRNA binding. The record is from RefSeq and is a predicted model, not a curated record.